This is a messenger RNA of Mauremys reevesii (Reeves's turtle), 4365 nucleotides long. RefSeq names its product actin related protein 6 (gene ACTR6). Bases 83 to 1273 code for a protein of 396 amino acids. The record is from RefSeq and is a predicted model, not a curated record. The transcript is spliced from 11 exons. Gene Ontology annotation, cellular component: Swr1 complex. Gene Ontology annotation, molecular function: nucleosome binding. NCBI's taxonomy places the organism in Eukaryota, Metazoa, Chordata, Testudines, Geoemydidae.
CCAUCAUGCAGCGCGCACACGUUCCGCCGCUCAGACGCUAUGAGUUGCUCGCCGAGGAGGUGGAGGCGGGGCUGGAAGGAAGAUGGCGACGCUGGUGCUGGAUAACGGCGCCUAUAAUGCCAAGAUCGGCUACAGCCACGCGCACGUCAGUGUUAUUCCCAACUGCCAGUUUAGAUCAAAAACAGCACGCUUGAAAACUUUUACAGCCAAUCAACUGGAUGAAAUUAAAGAUCCCUCCGGACUCUUUUACAUUCUCCCUUUUCAGAAGGGUUACUUGGUGAACUGGGAUGUUCAGAGACAAGUUUGGGAUUACCUUUUUGGGAAGGAAAUGUAUCAGGUGGACUUUGUAGAUACAAAUAUUAUUAUUACUGAACCUUAUUUUAACUUCAGUUCAAUACAAGACUCUAUGAAUGAAAUUUUAUUUGAAGAAUAUCAGUUUCAAGCAGUUCUUAGAGUAAAUGCUGGGGCUCUCAGUGCACAUAGAUAUUUCCGGGACAAUCCAUCCGAGCUAUGUUGUAUCAUUGUGGACAGUGGCUACUCCUUUACACAUAUUGUACCAUACUGCAGAAGUAAAAAGAAGAAAGAGGCAAUUAUUAGGAUUAAUGUUGGAGGAAAGCUCUUAACCAAUCAUCUAAAGGAGAUAAUCUCUUACAGGCAGCUACACGUUAUGGAUGAAACUCAUGUAAUUAAUCAAGUGAAAGAAGAUGUAUGUUAUGUGUCUCAGGAUUUUUACAAGGAUAUGGAGAUUGCUAAGUUGAAAGGGGAGGAAAAUACAGUAAUGAUAGACUAUGUUUUGCCAGACUUCAGCACAAUCAAAAAAGGGUUUUGUAAGCCAAGGGAAGAAAUGGUGUUAAGUGGAAAAUACAAGACUGGGGAACAAAUACUUCGUCUAGCAAAUGAGAGAUUUGCUGUUCCAGAAAUUCUCUUCCAUCCUUCAGAUAUUGGCAUUCAAGAAAUGGGAAUUCCUGAAGCCAUUGUUUAUUCAAUUCAGAAUUUGCCUGAAGAAAUGCAGCCUCACUUCUUCAAGAAUAUUGUACUGACUGGGGGAAAUACCCUUUUCCCAGGCUUCAGGGAUCGAGUCUACUCUGAAGUUCGAUGCCUCACUCCAACUGAUUAUGAUGUUUCUGUUGUUCUGCCAGAAAACCCUAUUACUUAUUCUUGGGAAGGUGGAAAGUUGAUUUCUGAAAAUGAUGAUUUUGAGGAUAUGGUAGUAACUAGAGAAGAUUAUGAAGAAAAUGGACACUGUAUUUGUGAAGAGAAAUUUGAUAUUUAAGAGGCACAUUUGGAGAUAUAGUGAUACUCCACUAUUUCACUUUGAAUGGAACUUAUUUGAACUACAAACUAUUUUAUGUAAAUUAGAACUGUUCUAACUUUCUUUCCUAUAAUUAGGAAUGUACAAUGAAUUAGUGUAAAUAGCUUUAUUUUCACAGAUUUUAAACUAGCACUGAAGACUGUUAUAUAUUGUGCUUUGUCAUUUUAUCUUAUUGUAUUCCAUCCUUACUAAUAUUUUUCAAUAAUUGUGUAAUUUUACUUUAAAAAAGUGAAUUACCUAUUAAUGGCAUGAAAAAAAAUAUUUGAAGAGUAGUGUAAAACAAUUGUAUAGAAGCACUAGUCUAAACUUUAUUUUCUCUUCCACCAUGAAUGCUGUUGUCUUUUUACUGAAAUAGUAUGCAGAAUAAUUUGCAUCAAAUACUCUUUAACCUGGAGCUCAUUUUAACAUGUCCUGGGAGAAAAAAUCCUAUGAAAGGCUUACUCUGACUUCUUGUAAUUAUCUCAGUGAAUGGUUAAACUCAAAGUGUAAUCAUUGCACUGUGGAAUGUACCCCAACUUUCUGAAUAUUUUCUUUUUUUUAAUAAGUUUAGGAUAAAUCUAUACAACAGAGAUUACCCCUUUGCACAGCUCUCACCUGUAGUUUAAAAAACAAAACACAAUUAAGUCUUCAGAUUAACUACUUUGUUAGCCUUCCAGCACUGACUCUAACUCUGCCCUUUAUUUUGAGUAGUGGACUCACCUUUGAAUAUGAAAUGAUUUAAAAAAGUUAGAAUUAUGUAGAGUACACCAACAUCUGAGGUCUCUAUUUUAAUCCUUGUCCUUCCAUACUCUUCCCCCCCCCCCCUUGUUCUCCCUUGCUGUUGCACUUAGUUUAGCUAGUAAACUUUGAUAUAGACCCAUCAAGUACCAUGAAUAUUUGUUAUUGAUGUAUUAAAAUUAAACAUAUUUCCAAUUGGCCUUUGCAAAACAUCUUAAUCGAACUCUCUCAUGUAAUUAUUUAAUUAAUUUGAAAUGUAUAGCCUGUUUCCUUUAUUUAAAAAAAAACAAACUAUCUGGGCUAGGCUACACCUUUGCAUUUCGCAUGCAAUAUAUUGUAGCAUUCUUUCCUUGCCCCAUCUCUUGAGUAUUGUAUGUACUGGAAAGGAAGAGAAUCAUUGGUUACUGAACAAAGUGCGUGUGACUUUACAACAAAAUACUAGAAGUGAUUUAUGGAACAAUCCAGUAAUGGUAGAAUUAGAUAAUUUAGAGUGAGUUCUACAGAUUUAGUUCUGUGUAAAGAACAUAAAUGUCACUAAGCUGGACUCUGAUCUUCAGAGAGAUAUAGUCCAUUUGAGGUGGUGAAAGGGUGGGCUGGCUGUUGGUGGGAAUGAGGUGGCAGAGUUUUCAGACUGGAGUGGAGGGUAAAGAGUGAGAAGGAGAUAAGAGUUUUGUUUUGAACUGAAGAUGUAUUUACCAUUUAAAUAAACUGACAUUGGAGGCCAGGGCUUAGACAGUUGUGAGCCAGAUCUAAUGCAGCAUGAAUGCUAGACACAAACCCCGGAAAGGCACAGCACUAACAAGUCCAGGGCAGUUUGCCCUACUUCUUACAAGGCUUGAAACAGCCAAGCACCCACGUGGGGUGCAGGAAGUGCGAACCACAGCAGCCAUGCUAGGCCUGAACAGUUAUUCCAUCUCCUCCUCCUGCCUGGGGAGCUGCUGUUUGUUUCUCACCCACGGUACUGGCUGCUGGGCAGGUAAAAGGGAAGUAACUAAGUGAUUCAAGAGAGCUCUGAGUAGCAUCAGACUAUGAUUAGUGAAUUAAGGGGCAAGGCACUAUGAAUAAUUAGUCAGUGAGACUAGAUCAGUUACCAAAAAAAAUCAAAUGGGUAGGAAUCACAGAUGGUCAUAUAAGUAUUCGAAAAAUUAGACUACUACUCACAGACAGACAAUUGCAAAUAGGUGGAUUAACAAGGCAAACAAACCUUAAAGUCCAGAAGAGUCAGCCAAGAACUAUAACAUAGGGAGAGGAGCAAAGGUUAAGUGACAGAAGUUUCCUGUCAAAAUUAAAAAGUCUAAGUAUUGAUACAAAGGCCAGAAUUUGUCAUUUAAUGCACUGCCUCUGGGUGGCAAAACAUUUUUUGUCCCUCCUUUAAAGGGAAGGGGCAGGGCUCUCUAGAAGAUGGAAAUGACAUGGCAGAGCAACUUGUGGGCCACUAGCUGGGUCUGAAGAUCUGGGUUAGGUGUCUACAUAUUCCGUAGAGUUUCAUUGUGCCUUCAUUCAGAAUUGCUACUUUAUACAAGUUGUAGCUAAUGCUAUUUAAGAGCAGGCACUUGGGGACAAAACAAUGGCAAGACAAGAAUAGCAAAACCUCUAUUUCCCAAAGGAAAGUGGGAAUCUAGGCAGGGACAUUAGCUUCCAUUUUAAAGUCUCUUCCACAGCUCCAUUUUGUGUGCAGCUUAAGACUUCAUUCAGUUCUGAAUUAACAAAUUUGGUUACAAGGUGAAGGUUAAAUUCUGUAUGUGAGAAUACUUUCUUCUACCAAGUAGUUACAGAACACAGUCUCACUUAAGAUCUUAUAUCAAGUGUACUUACCAUGUUUUUGAAAUUUUAAAGUUUGUGGAUAUCUGUUAUGAUCUGCAUUUGUAAGCUGAUAAUGUCAGGAGUGGCAGAAAUGAGUUUUAGCUGAGACUUUUAAAAAAUGUAAAGAUACUGUUUCCAUAGCAAUAGGUAUUCAGCCCUCUUGCUAGCAGCAGAACAUUAUCCAUCACUAAGUUUUUGUCAUGGAUAUUUUUAGUAAAAGUCAUGGACAGGUCAUGGGAAAUUAACAAAAAUUCAUGGCACCCUGUGACCUGUCCCUGACGAGAGAGAGGUGAGUUCAGCACCCAUUGCUGCUGCUGGGGCUCCCAGGUCCCCCACUGAUGUGGUGCGUGGUAUGUCUGGAGUCCCCCUGCUCCUGGAGCUGGGAUGCUGUGGGGGGUCCCCUUGCCUGAGCAGCUGGUAGCUGCAGAGUCCCCCAGCCACUGGCUCUGGCUGUAGCUGGGCAGAUGCGGGGGGUCCACCUGCCACUGGGCAGCUGUGCCAGGUCCGUCCGGCUGCUGCAGCUAAACUGGGUC